This is a messenger RNA of Notechis scutatus (mainland tiger snake), 1510 nucleotides long. Lineage: Eukaryota; Metazoa; Chordata; Lepidosauria; Squamata; Elapidae. The record is from RefSeq and is a predicted model, not a curated record.
UUCAGCGAGAAGAUCAGUGGAGCAGAAGGGACAAAACUCGAUGAAGACUUUCAAGAGAUGGAGAAGAAAAUUGAUGUCACUAGCAAGGCAGUGGCAGAGCUCUUAACCAAAGCUACAGAAUAUCUCCAACCUAACCCAGCCUACAGAGCUAAGCUAGGAAUGCUGAACACUGUCUCCAAGAUCCGGGGGCAAGUGAAGGCCACAGGAUACCCACAGACCGAAGGAUUGCUUGGGGACUGUAUGCUCCGGUAUGGGAAGGAACUGAGAGAGGACUCCACCUUUGGCGCUGCGCUGAUCGAUAUGGGAGAAAGUAUGAAGCAGAUGGCAGAAGUGAAAGACUCCCUGGAUAUCACCAUCAAGCAGAACUUUAUUGACCCUCUACAGCUACUGCAGGAGAAGGAUUUAAAAGAGAUUGGACACCAUCUAAAAAAAUUAGAAGGCCGGCGUCUAGAUUAUGAUUACAAACGGAAGCGUCUAGGGAAGAUUCCAGACGAGGAAGUGAAGCAAGCCAUUGAGAAGUUUGAAGAGUCCAAAGAACUGGCAGAACGGAGCAUGUUCCACUUUUUGGAAAAUGAUAUAGAGCAAGUGAGCCAGCUGCUAGUCUUAGUAGAAGCUGCGCUGGAUUACCAUAAACAGUCUGCAGAAAUUUUGGAGGAUCUGCAGAGCAAGCUACAAAAUCGGAUAAAUGUAGCUUCAAGUCGCCCUAAACGUGAAUUUAAGCCCAAGCCAAUCACACGGACGCAUCUGGAAAUAAGCAAUGGUCAACCACACAAUGGAAUUUCCUUCAGUCCAUCAAUUAAAUCAUCAGGUUCUUCGUUGCACAUGGACCAACCUUGCUGCCAAGCCUUGUAUGACUUUGAGCCUGAAAAUGAAGGGGAGCUUGGCUUUAAGGAAGGCGACAUCAUCAUGUUGACCAAUCAGAUUGACGAGAACUGGUAUGAAGGCAUGUUAAAUGGGGAAUCCGGAUUCUUCCCCAUCAGCUAUGUUGAAGUCAUUGUCGCCCUGCCGCAGUGAGCAUCUCCUUUUCCUGCUGAUGCAACCAAAACAUUCUUUGUGCCCAAAGCCGUGUUUUCACCUGCGCUCCGAAAGUCUGUGCUUCUUCUGACCAACUUAACUGACUUUUGUAUGCGUUUUUAAAGGAAUAUAUUUAUUUUGUAUCCAUACCAUUUGUUUUUCAAAUUAUGAAGCCCUGUUGGUUAUAAGCAAAGAACAGUAGCCGGCCCUGUGCUUUUUGUGCCUUGAAAAUCUCGCGGAGGCUUUUCCCGAAAGCCAAGCUAUUGAUGCCGAUUAUUGCAACGGGAAGCCAUUCAUCGAGGGAUGAAUUUUAUUUUGUGGGUACAAAUUUGACAGCUACUCUGAGUUGGUUAUCCUUGACCCACUACUGUUACAUUGAACUUAACUGUGAAAAGCUGAUACUUACCGUGUACUUUUUGACUAGAGAAAAAUGAUUGCUUCCUUGAUAUUCCUGUAUUAAGUCAACGUUAUCCUCCAAUGCUUUUAACUCUUCACU